AUGGUUAGUGGAAACAAAAGUCCGAACGAUCCGACGAAGGUGCCGCCGAAGAAUCGAGAAAAGAAAAGCAACAAUUAUAUUAGGGCUAAUCUAAUAUCGAAGACAUGGUUCGUGUGGAUGAUGCCCACGUUCUGGAGAGGGUAUAAACGGGACCUGUAUGACGCGGACCUCACUAGGCCAAAGGAAAAUCACCAUUCGGACAAAUUGGGUGAUCGACUCGAGAAGUAA
Messenger RNA from Pieris macdunnoughi, 228 nucleotides. The record is from the annotation of a GenBank genome assembly. Lineage: Eukaryota; Metazoa; Arthropoda; Insecta; Lepidoptera; Pieridae.